Molecule: messenger RNA, 1215 nt
Organism: Acanthocheilonema viteae
Lineage: Eukaryota; Metazoa; Nematoda; Chromadorea; Rhabditida; Onchocercidae
Source: the annotation of a GenBank genome assembly
AUGCUUUCAUGUACCUUAUGCUCCUGCUGCUCUCGAUCAUCUACAAGAUCAUCUGUUUCCGCAUCUUAUGAUCCGCAUUUUUUUGAAACCAUCAAUCCACUGAACGGUUUUGAUGGGAGAGAAUCGUUGGAGACAUACAUGUGGGAACAGUCACUGAAGGUCGAACCAAAAGAUCUCGAUAAAAUGGAAUUUGUUAAACCGUCUAGACCAGUUCACGUACUGAAAUCCCCAGGUAUCAAACCACCCAAAGGAAUCUCAUCAGCACCAUCAACCAGUGGUCCAUCUAACCAUUAUUCCGGUCAUCGCACUAGUGGACGAGGUUUCUCGGCACUUAACAAUUACAGUUCCAACGUAUCCCACUCAUCGGAUAUAUCACGUCCCAGUUUCCUGCCAAAUUUCGAGGAUCGAAAUUCUUAUCUUGGAAUGGUUGAAAUCACUCCAGGUCAGCAACCACGGUAUCUUGGUGACGCAAAGCGCGGUACUCAGUCAACAAUUGCUUCACCAACAGAACCACGAAUUCCGCCAAUAAUGCCAAGGGUUAGGCAUCGAAGCGACAAAGCAUCCUCAACACCACCAAGUCCCCGUUCAUCACAAAAUGGGCAUUUUUCUGCUCCUUCACCACCUCCUCUCUAUCCACGAAAAUUGUCAACCCAGGAACAACUGGCUCCACCACCACCUCUAAAGGUUUCAACUCAUACAACUCCAGAUUUAAAUGCUCCUAUUCCGCCUCACUCUGCUCCAUUUUGUACUGUUCGUCCAGAUUCUUUUGUUUUUCCGCCAUAUGGAGGAAAUGCAACCCAAACAGCAGUUUUGGAAAGUAGCUCCACUGUAGCACAAACAACAAGUAUAACUACUCCAGUAGUACCACCAAGGAAAAAAGUGGAGCAGCUACCAUCGCCGCUGUCUGAUGAUGCUGUGCGCGUCGUGUGGAAUAAGGAAACAAAGUCAACACAACCUAAUGUAAGCGCUGUUAUAUCACUAUCUUCAUUAUCGCAGAAUUCAAAUCAAAAUAAUGCUACUACAACACCAAAACUUUAUCCACGACGAUCCUGUCAAGUCGAACCACCUCCAAGGCCACCAAAAUUACUUAACAAUAAAAAACCGCAAGAAUUAUUUGGUGAAAAGCUGGUUACAGAAAGAAAUGGUUUCAAUUCGCCUCCUCCGUUACCGCCAAAAACUUACAAACGAAAGCAGCAGCAUAAUCGCCCACAAUAA